AUGUCAAGCUCUGAGGGUAAUUCCAAAAAAUCCACAACCAGGUCAAAUUCAGAUACACAUUCACGCAUUGACAGCAUUAGUAGCAAUUUAUCUGGAGAUGCAGUAAACACAAGUGGUGAGUUGCGGGCUAACUUUGCCUCUUCGGAUCCCGCAGGAUCAUCAAAUCAGGAAAGCAAAUCACAUAAUGAGGGCAAGAAACUACAAUCGUCACCAUUGUUGUCGUCCACACCACCUGUUGUCUCAAAGGCACUUGUCAGAUCAUACCCAUAUUUAUUGAUAAUUAAUAAAAUACUAGCAAUUGCCACUUGGACCAAUGACGAUUAUUGGGUUAAUGUGGUGAUUGUAUGUUUAUAUGCAUUUGCAGUAUUAUAUUUUGAAAACUUGGUGACGUGGGUCGGUCAUUUGAUAGUUGUCGGGGUAAUAACUUUAUUUGCUUUAUUGAACGAAAAGAUAAUUGAGGAAACCCAGGUGAGCCCCACUUUAGAUGAUGUGGUGCACGCUUUAACUGCAACAUGCAUCAAAGCAGACUUGUUGAUCCUUCCCAUCACUUCCUUGUCAUUGACUGCACACGACAUCAAAAGGCUUUUAUUUACGACAUUGUUCCUUACUCCUGUUUACUUGAUUGUCACCUUUUUAUUGAUCAAGCCUCGUAUUAUAUUAUUAUUCACUGGAUUGUUUUUACUCACAUACCACUCAUCCUAUUCAGUUGUACUUAGGAGAAUCAUUUGGAAGAUUAAAGCUGCCAGAACUAUCUGCUUUUACUUGACUGGAUUGGACUUGUCACAAUCAAGAAACAGUUCUUUAUUUGCUGCUGCGUUUGCCAAAGUACAGCAAAAGAAUGAAAAUAUCGACAACAAGUCUUCUAAACCAGUUAGAUUUACUUAUGUUAUUUAUGAGAAUCAGAGGAGGUGGCUAGGCAUUGGAUGGACCUCAAAUCUAUUAUCAUAUGAAAGAACUCCAUGGACUGAUGAGUUUUUAAAUGAGAGCAGCUCGGUCGACACAUUUAAACUACCAAAUGCCGCAACAGAUGACACUAACUUGUCGACUGAUCCUAAUUUACAAGGAGCAACCUGGAGAUGGGUAGACAAGACUUGGAGAUUAGACUUGACUAAUGAUGGAGCAAUCACCUUGCCUAGUUCAAAGAGAUCAAAGACGACAGCCAAUCCGUCAUCAGAUGAAGGGUAUAUUUACUACGAUAAUGUGUGGAAAAAACCAUCCACUGAAGACACUUUUUCAAAAUACACAAGAAGAAGGAGAUGGAUUAGGACGGCCGAGUUGGUGUACAAUAACAGUAACAAAACAUCGAUAGAAGAAAGCUUGGAUAAUAUCGAUGAUUCCGUUAAAUCCACUGGAGCAAGUACACUGACUACCAGCCCUUCAAAAACAAAGAACUUGAGAUUUGCAGAUGUGCCAGAAACGAAAGAAUCGAAUGUUAAUGAAGGUGUAGAAAGCACUGAUAAGAAGAAUAUAUAG
Lodderomyces margitis is the source of this 1473-nucleotide messenger RNA. Its product is annotated as peroxisome biogenesis protein. The transcript has a single exon. Gene Ontology annotation, cellular component: peroxisomal membrane. Gene Ontology annotation, biological process: peroxisome organization. Bases 1 to 1473 code for a protein of 490 amino acids. Lineage: Eukaryota; Fungi; Ascomycota; Pichiomycetes; Serinales; Debaryomycetaceae. The record is from RefSeq and is a predicted model, not a curated record.